Molecule: messenger RNA, 940 nt
Organism: Mus pahari (shrew mouse)
Lineage: Eukaryota; Metazoa; Chordata; Mammalia; Rodentia; Muridae
Gene: Ovca2
Product: OVCA2 serine hydrolase domain containing
Exons: 2
Coding region: 10-693 (227 amino acids)
Biological process (GO): response to retinoic acid
Cellular component (GO): nucleus; cytoplasm
Source: RefSeq, a predicted model, not a curated record
GCCUGCAGUAUGGCGGCACGGCAGACCUUGCGGGUGCUGUGUCUAGCCGGCUUCCGGCAGAGCGAGCGGGGCUUCCGUGAGAAGACGGGAGCGCUGAGGAAGGCGCUGCGGGGUCGCGCAGAGCUCGUGUGCCUCAGCGGACCACAUCCGGUCUCCGAGGCAGCGGCUCCCGAGGGUGCGGGGCCAGACUCGGGGCCCUGUUCUCCGGAGGAGCAGCCUCGAGGCUGGUGGUUCUCUGAAGAGGAAGCCGAUGUUUUCUCUGCUCUGGAAGAGCCCAAAGUGUGCAGGGGUCUGCAGGAGGCCCUGGAAACGGUGGCACAGGCCCUUGACACGCUGGGGCCCUUUGAUGGACUUCUUGGCUUCAGCCAGGGAGCUGCACUAGCAGCUUGUGUGUGUGCCCUGGGCCAGGCAGGUGAUCCUCGCUUCCCCUUGCCAAGAUUUAUCAUACUUGUGUCGGGGUUCUGUCCCCGAGGCCUUGGCCUUAGGGAACCCAUCUUACAGAACCCCAUGUCACUGCCUUCACUUCAUGUUUUUGGGGAUACUGAUCGAGUCAUCCCUUCUCAGGAGAGUAUGCAAUUGGCUAGCCGGUUCCUUGGAGCCGUCACCCUCACCCACUCUGGUGGUCACUUCAUUCCAGCAGCUGCAUCCCAGCGUCAGGCCUAUCUUAAGUUCUUGGACCAGUUUGCAGAAUGAAGGAUCGACAAAUGUGUCUGCACUGCUCCCACUUUCUCCAGCAGCCCUCCCUGGUGCACUCCUCACCAUGGCUAGUUAAAAGACAACUGUCACUUCUCAGGACACACAUAAGCUCAGAGAGCCUGUGAGAAGACAGUGGUGGGCAAGCAGGGGCUGGCACCCCUGUGACUGACGAACAAUAAAGCGAUGCUUUAGAUAUGAAUGCCUUUCUCCUGCUGCACAGACCCUGGGGCAACACCAGACCAAA